Molecule: messenger RNA, 582 nt
Organism: Adineta ricciae
Lineage: Eukaryota; Metazoa; Rotifera; Eurotatoria; Adinetida; Adinetidae
Source: the annotation of a GenBank genome assembly
AUGCAUUCCUCUCUUGCUCUAUUCAGUAUUGUUUUCGUAGCUCUUGUUGGUUCGCUUUAUGCUCAAUAUGACCAACAGGAACAGUUGGCUGGAAGUGAACCAAGUAAUUUAGCGCGAUUAUUACCAAUCCUUAGCCGUCGAGCUCGUGCAACGUCUUGUCCUGCCGGAUUGUGUUUAUCGAAAUGGGGUUAUUGUGGUAACACAGCUGAGCAUUGUGGUUCAGGAUGUAAAAGCGGCCCAUGUAAAGGUGGUUCGGGAAACAACGGUGGUCAACGAAGUGGGGAAGCAACAUAUUAUGCUCCUGGUCUUGGUGCUUGUGGUGGAUAUAAUCAUGGAAAUGAAUUUGUUGUUGCUAUGGCUGCUCCAGAUUUUGAUCCACACACUCCAAAUCGUAAUCCAAAUAACAAUAGACUUUGUGGUCGACAUAUUUCAGUGAAUGGACCUCGAGGCUCAGUGACUGUCCGAGUUGUUGAUCGUUGUCCAGUAUGCAAACCUGGCGAUUUGGACUUGAGUCCAGCUGCUUUUGAUCGAAUCGCCAAUCGAAAUCAAGGACGAGUUCGCAUCAACUGGCGUUUUGCUUAA